UACCUAUUAAUACUUUGCCUCUACUCUAUUUAAUAAGAUGGGGAAUUAAUAGGGGUAUCAUACAGAAAUGCUAACAAGCAUGGCCCUGCCAAGUGCAUUUAACACCACAGUACACUAGCCGCUCAGCAAAAUGGAGCAACAACAGAGCGAGCACUAGGGUAACCAAUUGAAUUGCAAAAUGAGCAUCACAUGAUAAGGUGUGAUCGCCGCCAGGCAGCAAUUAGAAGGCCAAAGGAUGCGUCACGUGAGGAGGUGUUUCAAGAUGGCGGACUGUGAUGCCGGGUUCAGGCUGCACCCCCAGUUCCCGCGUUGUUCGGUGUAGGCGAGGAGUAGUUUCCCUGCUGGGCGGGAGAGCUAUUGAUGAGCGAUAGCGCCUCCCUCUGCCUCAGAGCCCGGCGACUUAGCGGAACGGGUUGCGCGUGCCCGCGCACUGUCGGUUCCAUUCAGAACGAGGGUAGUCGGGGGCGCGCACGUACCCCACCCAGAGCCGCUCCCGCGCACGCACCGCAAGGACCGCUCCCCCGUCCCAGGGCCGCCGAUGAAGCAGGAGUGAGCAGGGCGAGUGUGUAAGAUGGCGGACUUCCUGCCGUCCCGCUCCGUGCUGUCCGUGUGCUUCCCUAAUUGUGCGCUCAACAACCGGGAGGCCGAGCAGCAGCGCAAGUCUAAGGAGAUCGAUCGCUGUCUGUCCCGGGAGAAAACCUAUGUCAAGCGCCUGGUGAAGAUCCUACUGCUUGGGGCCGGGGAGAGCGGCAAAUCCACUUUCCUCAAGCAGAUGCGCAUUAUCCACGGGCAGGACUUCGAUCUGCGGGCCAAGGAGGAGUUCCGGGCUACCAUUUACAGCAACGUCAUCAAAGGUAUCAGAGUACUGGUGGAUGCACGAGAGAAACUGCACAUUCCAUGGGGCGAUCCAGCCAAUCAGAAGCAUGGAGAGGUGAUGAUGGCUUUCGAUACAAGGUCGGCCAUGGUGGCCCAGGGUAUGGUGGAAACUCAAGUAUUCGUGUCACACCUGAUAUCGAUUAGGGCAUUGUGGGCAGACAGUGGCAUACAGACGGCUUAUGACCGGCGCAGGGAAUUUCAAUUGGGGGAAUCUGUGAAGUAUUUCUUGGAUGAUCUGGACAAACUCGGUGACAAGGACUAUCUUCCAACCCAGCAAGACAUCCUUCUAGCCCGACGGCCCACCAAAGGAAUCCAUGAAUAUGACUUCGAGAUCAAAAAUGUCCCCUUCAAGAUGGUAGAUGUGGGAGGUCAGAGGUCAGAGCGUAAGCGGUGGUUUGAGUGUUUCGACAGCGUGACCUCCAUCCUCUUUCUGGUGUCCUCAAGUGAAUACGACCAAGUCCUGAUGGAAGACAGGCAGACAAACCGUCUCACUGAGUCUCUGAACAUCUUCGAAACAAUAGUCAACAACCGUGUUUUCAGCAACGUCUCCAUCAUCCUAUUCCUAAACAAGACGGACUUGCUGGAGGACAAAGUAAGAAUAGUGAGCAUUAAGGACUACUUUGCAGAUUUCGAAGGAGAGCCCCACUGCCUCGAAGAUGUGCAAAAGUUCUUGGUAAAUUGUUUCCGAAACAAGCGGCGGGAUCAGCAGCAGAAACCUCUCUACCAUCACUUCACCACCGCCAUAAACACGGAGAACAUUCGCCUGGUUUUCCGUGAUGUUAAAGAUACCAUUCUUCACGACAACCUCAAACAGUUAAUGUUGCAGUAAUGACUUUUAUUGGGUUUUUAUUUGCCAUUUUAUAGGCUUUGUUUCCCCUUUUUAAGUUUACAUCGUGAGAGGCAAAAUGAGUUUUAUUUUUUGGAUUGAGUCAUCUUGGCUUCUAUUGGACGUCUGGCUGAACUCUCACCUUCUACAUAGUAUUGCCUUAUUUUGCAAAAAAGAAGCCUCACUCUUAAGUUGGAAGCAACAGACUUAAGCGCAGGUCCUACUGGCUUAGGCAUUGUGGCUUAGUCGCAGGAAAUACAUUCACUUCCAUAAGUGAUUUUACUUCUCGUUAUAUUGCUAUGAUGCUUCUGUCACAGGCAUGAGUACCACAGCUGUCGUUCAACUCCCAGACCCCACCAACAGCUGAAUGGUAAACAUGCGGGGAGUUGCCACAGGUUACCCUUCCCUGUUAAAGGGGAACUAUCGUGAAAAUUAAAUUUUAAAAUUUAAUUUAAGCUUCCUCAUACUGAAGUAAGAAACUUUCUAAAAAUUCUGCAUUUCUGAAUUAAGGAUCAUUCAUCUGACACCCAAUUCCUGAAUGAAGACAGAAAGAAAAAAAACAGAUGCUGAGAGAGGAAAAGUGAAGAUAAACUUGAUUAUUUCAGAAACACAGUGUAGAAUUUGUAAUCGAUUGUAUUUAGAAAGUUUCUUAUUCAUUAUGACGAAGCUAAUAUUACAUUUUCAUUUUUGCGUUUGUUCCCCUUUAAGCUUCUUAUAAUUGCUGUUAUAGCUGUGCCUUUGACCAGAGAUCAGCACAAAGAUAUGUUGUUAAACAAGGUUGUUUUCUCUUUAAGAAAGGGGGGCCUUAUUAAGUUGGAAAUUUAAGUUUUUACAAUAGAUAUUUUUUUUACGCGAGUAUUCGCAGGCAGCGUGCCGAUUGGCUCAGUUUCUUUUAAAAGAAAACAAAACAUGACUUUGAGAUUUUGCCUUUUGCAUUCAAGGCGCCCGUGGAGUAGAAGCCAAUGAAUGGCGUAACACAUUCAUAUUUUAGUCGUGCACUUUUAAUUGAGUUACAAAUGGAUUCUUUCUAUUAUUGCAGAAUUAGAAUUCUUUGUUUAAGGUAAUUGAAUAGUUUCUCCUAAUAAGAAGAGAAUCCAGACGUAGUGCCAGGUUAGGUAAGCAGCCAUUCUACUUUAGAGACACUGUCUGCAUAGGAGGGACUUUUUUUUUUUAUAAGGCAUUUUUAUUUGAAGCUUCUAUGCUUUAUGUUUUAGAAUAAAAAAGAAAACUGGUUCUUAUUUGGGCUACUGACCGCACCCUCCAGCUCCUUUGGUGGAAGUUCCUUUUUAAAAGCUGGUGCCGUGAUUGGGCUGUGGGAAAGUCUUGCACCAAGGCCUCCAUUUAUAUGGUUGUGUUAUUCGUUGAAAUCGUUGGAUAAAACUGGUGUGCACAUUUAUGUGAGCAGCAGCUGUUUGCAGGUAAAGAUUUGAUUCAAUCUCCUCACCGUUAUGACUUAAACAGCUCUUAGCCUCUUGCAUCAUCUCCUUUAAAGGAGAAUUCAACCCGUAAUAAAAAAAAACCUCCCCCCUACCCUGGGUAGACCCCCCCCCCCCCCGGGCAAAUGCCCCUAAUUUUUUACUCACCCCUCCAUGCAGAUUCUGGCCUCGGAGUUCACUGCAGCCAUCUUCUUAUUCUCUGGUAAUCUUCUUCUCUUGAUGCUAUUUUCGGUGCAGGUGUAGUUGGAGUAAAUUUCUGAUCCCAAACAACUGCGCAUGCGCCAAAAAUUUAGGAAAUUUCAUGACUUUCAGGACGUGCAGUGGUUCGGGACCGGAAAUUUGCUCUAACUGCGUAUGCGCCCGAAAAAGACAGAGGAAAGAAGAUGGCACCCGUGAACGCCGAGGCCAGAAUCUGCACAGAGGGCUGAGUAAAAAAAAUUAGGGGGGGGGCAGGUAGGCUGGGGGGAGGAGAGAGGGGAUUUUUUUUAUUACAGUUUUAAUUCUCCUAUAAGCUUGUGUGUGCAUAGAGUGGAAUGGGAGCUGCCAACACAUUCACCCUGGAAUAGUGGGGAACCAGGAAAGGGAGUGGGAGCAGAGUUGGCUUAUGAGUGAAUCUCACCAACCAAGUACCAAUAAUAGCUGAAAAUGAAGUUUGGCACGAUUAUCUGUGUGUUUUUGGAGGCCUACCAAUCCCAACCAAUAUUCAUGUUCUAUGGAUGACUGUGAAGAUUUUCAUUCAUCCAGGUCAUGGUACAUCUAGUAUAAGUAAUUCUAACACAACUGCACUUGCUGAGUAAUCAUUGAAGACUUUCAAUACUCAUCCGAGCAGCUUCUUGAAUGAGCAGUGAAACGUCUUCAAUGAUUACUCGACAAGUGCAGUUGUUUUAGAAUUACUUAUACUAGAUCUGUUUUAUGGAUAUUUGUCAGUUUGGAAAUUGGGCAGCUAUGAGCCUUUCAUCUGCUUGAUUGUCAAUUUCCCUCCGUUCCGUACUGAUUAUUAGUGAGCUAGAUUCAACUGAAUUUCACCUAAUAGCCAAAGAAUCCAUUGAGAUUUUAAUGUCAAUUUAAAGGGACACACUAGCCAUGUUUUGAGUACGGUUUCCCUUCGUUUUAUUUUCCCCAAGGCUACACAAGCUGCUUUUAUUUUUGACACUGAAGUGCUUAGAAAUUCCACUGACGUUUCGCCUUUGAAAUUGUGUAGUUUCUAUGAGUUUAGGGAAAGCUACAACCCGUAGUCAUUUUCUAUUCUCUUCUGUACAGACUUCAAGUGUGAUCCCAGCUACAAACCGUCCAGGCAUUGCAGUAUAAGUACAUAGCUUCCUGAUAGCAUUGAGUGGAUUUGCUAAAUUGUCUGCUUAAACUGCCACUGCCACAAUUACAACAGGACCUGAAUUGUCCUACUAGCACUGUGUCACUAGAGCUAAACAAUAUGGCGGCUCUUGUGCUAACAUGCUGAUCCGCUAUGGUCUCAUACUGAGCAGUCUUAGGGAAAAUAAACUGAAGGUAAGACAUUGCUAUGCUUUACUUGACCUUUGUUCCUAACACUAGUAAGCUUAGACGGUCCCAGCAUAUUUGGAGAGGCUGCACCCAGUUAAAGGGGUGGUUUACCUUUAAAUUAACUUAUAUUAUAUUCUAGAAUGCCUAAUUCUAAGCAAUUUUUCAAUUGGACUUAUCUUCGUUAGAGUUUUUGAGUUAAUUGCCUUUUUCUUCUGAAUCUUUCCAGCUUUCAAAUAGGGGUCACGGACCCCCAUCUAAAAAACAAAUGCUCUAUAAGGCUACAAAUUUGUUAUUGCUACUUUUUGUUACUCAUCUUUUUAUUCAGGACCUCUUCUAUUCAUAUUUCCGUCUCUCGUUCAAUUCCUGGUUGCUAGGGUAAUUUGGAUCCUAGCAACCAGAUUCCUGAAAUUACAAACUGGAGAGCUGCUGAAUAAUAAAACUAAAUAACUCAAAUGCCACAAAUAAUUAAAAAUUAAAACCAAUUGCAAAUUGUCUCAGAAUACUACGCUGUACUUCAUACUUAAAGUUAAUUUAAAGGCGAACAACCCAUUUAAAGACAAUCACAGUUACAUUACCAAUUGACCAGUGAAGUUUUUAUUUUUUGUGGUUGUUGGCAAAGUUAAACAGCAUUGUAAGAAAGGUAAAACUGAUUUACUGAUUCAGGGAUAAAAACACACAUUCUUAGAAGCAAUGUUACUUUGUCCAUUCUGCCAGCCGCUCCUGGGGUCCUCUUGCAGAGCAACAGUAAGUCACAGCAGAAUGUGAUUGUAAGAGGCACCAUGCUUGGAACAAUUGACAUAUAAGCAGCUUGUGCCCAGCUCUGGUUUCUAUUAAAACAAACGUAUUAUUUCCUGUCAGUAACUUGUAAUAGAAUCAUUUAUGUUUCAUAGCCGUAUUCCUUCUACAAACUACUGGAAGGCCAGAUAUUCACUCCAAUUGUUAUGUUUUGGCACAGACUGGGUUAAUCCAGCCAUCCCUUUCAAAGGGUUAGAUCACCCCUUUCUAGUGCUAUAGCAGGGCUAACUUUUCAGUUGGUCUUUUUUUUUUUUAUAUCGUUUUUGGAUUAUUUGCCUUGCUUUUCUGCCUCAUUCUAGUUUUCAAAUGGGGUUUUUGACCCCAGCAGCAAAAAAAAAAAAAAACAUUAUUAUUUUCUUUUGCUUCUCUGUCUGUUCAGGCCUUUCCACAUUUCAGUGUCUUGUCCAAACCACAGCCUGGUUGCUAAGGUAAUUGGACCCUAGCAACAAGAUAACGACUGAAAUUCCAAACUGGAGAGCUGCUGAGCAAAAAAAGAUAAAUAAAUCUAAAACCUCAAAUAAUAGGAAAAGUUCUGUUGCAGAAUAAGUAAGAAUAUCACUCUUUACAGGAUAUUAAAAAAGGUGAAUUUUUCUCACUGUAUAUAGUAUGUUUUAUAGACAAAUGUGAAAUCUUUAAAGAUAAAAAAAAAAAUGCACAUCACAGAUGUUGGGUCCAACA
Xenopus laevis (African clawed frog) is the source of this 6108-nucleotide messenger RNA. RefSeq names its product guanine nucleotide binding protein (G protein), alpha 13 L homeolog (gene gna13.L). Gene Ontology annotation, molecular function: GTP binding; GTPase activity; G-protein beta/gamma-subunit complex binding. The coding region runs from base 572 to 1705 and encodes 377 amino acids. Lineage: Eukaryota; Metazoa; Chordata; Amphibia; Anura; Pipidae. Gene Ontology annotation, biological process: G protein-coupled receptor signaling pathway; adenylate cyclase-modulating G protein-coupled receptor signaling pathway; signal transduction. Gene Ontology annotation, cellular component: plasma membrane; brush border membrane; cytoplasm. The record is from RefSeq and is a predicted model, not a curated record. The transcript is spliced from 4 exons.